AUGGCACAUAUGGACUUGCAAGUCGAAUCCGGUGUGUCUGCAUUGGGGGGCUCGCCGCCCAACUCAAACAUUUUACCGUACCAAAAUGAACGAUUCUCGACACGAACCUCUCCGCCAGCAUAUGGAUCAGUUUAUAACGAAAAUAAUGAGGAUGACAGUGACCUGGGUGAGCUUGUGACGGGCAAUGGGCAGAACAGCCCUCAACAGAGCGACGCUCCUACGUUAAGCGGCAACGAUUCUGACGAUUCGGACAUGGCGAGAGAAAUCGAAGCAGCUGGUGAGGUCGAAUCACUCAUCGGCUCAGAUAACAGCAGUGAUGAUGAGCAUCUCGCUAAUGAAGAACAGUACAUGAUCGAGGAAGAGCUACAUCGAGCGAAUCCAAACGAACACGACGGCAGUAAACAUCAGCAAGCUUCAAACGUGCAACAAAAUGUCUUCGGCGAUGACUACGAUUACUGGGACUCUUUUUCACCUGCUAACGGGUCAGCAGAGGAUGAUGACGUUAUCGCCAAUGAACUUUUCAAGCCACAACGUGGUUUUGCUUCAUCGCCUGAGCCACUUUUCUCAGAUUUUUAUGGCUCUUCAAUUGACUCUGACCAGGAUGGAUCUUCAGACUUGGAAAAUGAGAAGAACGACAACCAUGGAGAUGGCAUCCAUAUUUUUGGUUCAUCACCCUCGUCAGAUGAUGAUGAGACUUCGUCGGACAAUGAUGCUUCUAUUAGCGAUAUGGAACCCAUGUCUAUGCCACUCAUCGCUCAUGUUGGGGCUACCCAAGGCGUUGAUGUCGAUGACGCUGACCGGGAGUCUGGCGACGAUGAUGGUGAAGCAGGAGAACAAGCGUUGAAAAACGCUAUGCCGUUGCUUGUUAUUGAAGAUCUAGAUGGACGCCUCGUUUAUGCACGGGCUGGUGAUGGUGAAGCUGUGUUCGGAUCAGAUGGGGAGUUUGAAUUCGAAGGAGAAAGCGAUGAAGAAAGCUCAGACGACGAGAUUCCUCUUCAAAGUCCCAGCAAGGAGUCUACUCCUCAUCCUCAUCCUGAGGAUUCUCAUGUAUCUGAUUAUGAUGUUCCUGAUAUUGAUGAUGGAGAAACGACAGAUGAAUUGCCCGAUAAUGACAUGCCCUAUCCCAGGCUACUCGUUGGUUCAAUUGCUCCUCAUGGCGGACGAAAUGCACGACGUGCACGUGAAAUUGCUGCCCGUUCACGGAACAACUCACCACGCGUAUCUUCCCGGGCUCCCAGUCCAGUGACGAUAGGUUUGUCAGCUCGGAAAGCGCCGAGCACUCUAUCAAACGUUUUGUCUGUCAAUGAUCACGACAAUGAUAAUUCGAGCUCUGAGUCUGUUCAGGCAGUAGAUGACCAAAAUGCACAUGGAAAAGAGGCUCAUCUGAAACGGCCGCAAAUCACUCAGGACCUAUACAACAUGUCACCUGAACAUCUGAAACCCCCUAUGGGACAGUUCAUGCCCACAUGUUCAAAAUCUGUUCACCGGGCCGUGAUUGAUGGAUCAAAUCGCGCGCCCUCACCGUUUAGUACAUCACACCAUAUGCAACGCGGUACUCGUCGCAAGCGAUCCCGUUUUCAACCAGAUGAAGAUUCGUUUGAUCAAGUUGUGAGCGGUUAUCCAUCGUCGCGAAAACGGAGAAACUCCGACGCAUUCAACACACUUCAACAUAAUUGCGUCCCUGCUCGUCCGACUGACUCAAACGGCUCGCCGGAAUCCUUGCCUGAACCAUUGGAGCAAGACCCCGCCGGUCCCAUGGAUCUCAGUGAUGUUCUAGAUGAAGGUUUGUUGUGGCAGGGUUCUAGCGAUGGUGAUUCUAUCCAUGAUGAUGCAGUAAGUGAUUUUCGACAGAGUAAGCCUCGAUCGCAGAACGCCCCUAUGCCGGACAAGACGUGCGAUCGUGCUAUUGCGCGUUGGACUCGGAUUCCCAUGGGAGCUUUUCGAAGUGCGCAGCAAUACGGAGUGUCAACUAAUCCUUCAACCAUGUCUGAUGCCUACUGGACCCAUCAGCGACCAAGUAGCUCCUUCUUGAUUACCCAAGCUAUGCGCAACCCCCGACAAGCAUUAGAUCGUUCUCACACAUCUACAUAUGGCACGCCGCACCAAACACAUACUCCAUUUCGAUGGUCUGUUACUACAUUACAAAAUCCGCGGAACCCGGUCUCGCCUCUCCAUCGCACAUUAGCAGAUGCUGCCAUGUCUGAUCUCACAAGCAAAAGCGAACAGAGUCGGAAAGAGAAGUACCGGCAACAUCGUUUAGGAAGAAAACUAGGCGAGCACGCGGUGAUUGGUGGGAAUUUCGUCGUUUCACCAGUGCUGCGUCCUGUGAAGCACCGGCAGCAAAAGUCUGAUCUGAAUGGAAUUAACAGCCUUACGAGUCCACUCUUGGCUAUAGGCGAUGCCGCUCCUUCGGAUCACUCUCCACUAAACAAGGCACAUAUACGCAAAGUGGCAAAGCAUGAGAAACGCGACCGUCUAGCACGCCAGGAAGUCGUACGUCGACAGUAG
Molecule: messenger RNA, 2508 nt
Organism: Malassezia globosa CBS 7966
Lineage: Eukaryota; Fungi; Basidiomycota; Malasseziomycetes; Malasseziales; Malasseziaceae
Exons: 1
Coding region: 1-2508 (835 amino acids)
Source: RefSeq, a predicted model, not a curated record